This is a messenger RNA of Nerophis lumbriciformis (worm pipefish), 3013 nucleotides long. The record is from RefSeq and is a predicted model, not a curated record. Lineage: Eukaryota; Metazoa; Chordata; Actinopteri; Syngnathiformes; Syngnathidae.
AUGUUUAGGGCAGUUUUUGAUCACCCCACGGAUGGAGGAGACGCCGCCUCACGUCCUCACUCCCACCAGCAAGGUUCUCGGUCUGUUGCAGACUACACCCUCGAGUUCCGCACCUUGGCCGCUGACAGCGGGUGGGACAAUAAGGCCUUGUUGAGCGCCUAUUGUCGGGGCCUCUCCGACAAAAUCAAGGACGGAUUGUUGCGAGACCGCCCGGCAGUUUUUGAUCACCCCACGGAUGGAGGAGACGCCGCCUCACGUCCUCACUCCCACCAGCAAGGUUCUCGGUCUGUUGCAGACUACACCCUCGAGUUCCGCACCUUGGCCGCUGACAGCGGGUGGGACAAUAAGGCCUUGUUGAGCGUCUAUCGUCGGGGCCUCUCCGACAAAAUCAAGGACGGAUUGGAUCAAGAGCUUGGCCCUUCUGAGGCACUGGUGACUCCAGCAGAUCCAGUGUCCCAUUUCAACAGUGAUGAACCCACCCUGGCAGAGGUUAAGGAAGUUGUGAAAGCUGCAAGAUCUGGUUCGGUUCCCGGCCCCAGCGGUGUACCCUACAAGGUCUACAAGCAGUGUCCACGGCUCCUCAAGCGUCUGUGGAAGAUCUUGAAGGUGAUUUGGCGGAGAGGGAAAGUCUCUGCCCAGUGGAGAUACGCGGAAGGCGUCUGGAUCCCGAAGGAAGAGAACUCCAGCAACAUCGAGCAGUUUCGUAUAAUCUCGCUGCUCAGCGUUGAGAGCAAGAUUUUCUUUAAGAUCCUGUCCCAACGACUUACCGAGUUCCUCUUGAAGAAUGCCUACAUAGACACCUCUGUCCAGAAGGGGGGAGUACCUGGAGUGCCUGGGUGCCUGGAGCAUACAGGAGUGGUGACACAGUUGAUCCGGGAGGCAAGGGAGAGCAAAGGAGAUUUGGCAACUCUCUGGCUUGACUUAACCAACGCCUACGGAUCUAUCCCGCACAAACUUGUUGAAAUAGCUCUGACAAGACACCAUGUUCCUGGGAAAAUCUGCAACCUCAUCAUGGACUACUACAACAACUUCGAAGCAAGAGUCUCCUCAAGCCAAGUAACAUCUGCCUGGCACCGCCUGGAGAAGGGCAUAAUCACUGGUUGUACAAUCUCAGUGUCACUCUUCUCCUUGGCAAUGAACAUGAUUGUCAAGUCUGCGGAGGUUGAAUGCAGAGGGCCAAAAUCAAGAUCUGGGACCCGGCAGCCCCCCAUAAGAGCUUUUAUGGAUGACUUGACAGUGAUGACCACAUCUGUGCCUGGGUGCAGGUGGCUCCUCCAGGGGCUUGAACGGCUCAUCACAUGGGCAAAGAUGAGCUUCAAGCCAGCAAAGUCCAGGUCUCUGGUCCUAAAGAAAGGUAAAGUGGCCGACCAUUUCCGCUUUACUGUUGGAGGCUACUUGAUUCCAACGGUGACCGAAAGACCUGUCAAGAGCCUGGGCAAGAUCUUUGAUAGCUCCCUGAAGGACGCAGUGGCUUUGCAGCAGACAAAGAGCGACCUGACCUCAUGGCUCACAGCCAUCGACAAAUCUGGUCUCCCAGGAAAGUUUAAAGCCUGGAUGUACCAACACGGAGUCUUGCCUAGAAUACUCUGGCCUCUUUUAAUCUACGAGGUACCAAUGACAACGGUUGAGGUACUAGAGAAGACCAUCAGCCAGUUCCUAAGGAGAUGGCUGGGGCUCCCUCGGUCCUUAAGCAGCAUUGCUCUUUAUGGCCAUUCCACCAAGCUGCAGCUCCCUCUCAGGGGACUGUCGGAGGAAUUCAAGGUCACCCGCUCCAGAGAGGUAAUGAUGUACAGGGACUCCGCAGAUGUCAAGGUAGCCUCGGCAGGAAUCGUUGUUAAGACCGGGAGGAAAUGGCAGGCACAAGAAGCCGUAAGCAGAGCAGAGGCGCGGCUGAGGCACAAAACCUUGUUGGGUACUGUGGCAAGGGGGAGGGCAGGCCUCGGCAGCUUUCCAAAGCCACGUUGGGACCGGGCCCGUGGCAAGGAGAAGCGCCAACUGGUCCAAGAGGAGAUCCGUGCAGAGGUGGAGGAAGAACGUUGCUGCCGGAUGGUCAGCAUGUCCAAACAAGGGGCGUGGACAAGGUGGGAGCAUGCAGAACCUCGAAAACUCACCUGGGCAGAGCUCUGGAGAGCUGAACCUCUGCGCACAAAAUUCCUCAUACAGUCUGUGUACGAUGUCCUCCCAUGCCCCGCCAACCUGCACAUCUGGGGCCUAGCAGACACUCCGGAGUGCAAACUGUGCCAGAGGAGGGGCACCUUGGAGCACAUCCUGAGCUGUUGCCCAAAGGCACUAGGGGACGGGCGGUAUCGCUGGCGCCACGACCAAGUUUUAAAAGCCCUGGCGGAUUCUAUCUGCGCAGCGAUACAAAACAGCAAGUCCCAGGCCGCCCCGAAGCAGUCAAUCACCUUCAUCAGAGCAGGACAGAAGGCAAGCUGUCAGCCCAACUUCUCAGGAGGGCUCCUGGCCACCGCUCGUGACUGGCAGCUCCAUGUUGACCUGGGAAGGCAACUCAAGUUCCCGGCCAAUAUCGCUACCACGUCACUCCGCCCAGACAUGGUGUUAACAUCGGAGUCAACCAAGCAAGUGGUGCUACUGGAGCUGACUGUCCCCUGGGAGGAGCGAAUUGACGAAGCAAAUGAGCGUAAGAGGGCCAAAUACGCUGAGCUCACUGUAGAGUGUCGGAGUAACGGCUGGAGAGCCCGCUGUGAACCAGUCGAAAUUGGGUGCAGGGGUUUUGCUGGUCACUCACUACAGCGUGUGUUCAGAAUCCUUGGCAUUAGAGGACUGCAGUCGAGAAAAGCCACCAAGAACAUCCUAGAGGCCGCAGAAAAGGCCUCCCGGUGGCUGUGGAUCCGUAGGGGGGAUCCGUGGUGCGCUACUUGGACACAGGCCGGGGUCUGAUCACCCCCGGCUGGGUCGCCCGGGCGAGGGUGUCUGAUGAUUAAAGACCCGAAACACCCUAUGACCCCGGGUUUAUCACUGAUGACGUGUCCAAGCAUCACCGUGAGGUGUA